Molecule: messenger RNA, 1409 nt
Organism: Dermatophagoides pteronyssinus (European house dust mite)
Lineage: Eukaryota; Metazoa; Arthropoda; Arachnida; Sarcoptiformes; Pyroglyphidae
Biological process (GO): seryl-tRNA aminoacylation
Molecular function (GO): ATP binding; serine-tRNA ligase activity
Source: RefSeq, a predicted model, not a curated record
GCUGUUUUCGAAUUCAAAAAAAACUUCGAUAAUUCUGCAGAUAAAUAAUCAUGUUGUUCAACAAAUUGUCAGCGCAAACAUUUCGCCGUUAUAUUUUUGUUCUUAAUAACAAUAAUUUAAAGAAUUGCUCAACUUUUACAUCACCAUUACAAUCAUCGUUAUAUGUUUCGGCCAAAUAUGCAAAAGAAUUAUUUCGUGUUCUUGAUCCUAAAUAUGAUGUUAAUUAUUUGAAUUAUGUUCGACAAAAUCUCGAUAAAAUUGAACAAUCAUUUCGGAUACGUAAUAUUGAAAAUAAUUAUUUCAAUAAUCCUAAACUAUCGGAUUCAUUGAAUGAUUUUAUCAAACAUCUAACCACUACUGAAUCGUUGAAAAAGAAACGAAAUAAAUUAUUAGGAAAAAUAAAAAAAUCCAAUGAUUCCAAUGAAACUUUACAGGAAAAAUAUCAACAAUGUUAUUCGGAUUUAGUCGAAUCACGUGAAAAUCUUUUUACUCUUGAAGAAACUAUUGUACCAUUCUUGUUGAGCAUACCAUGUGAAAUCGAACCAAGUAUCCGUAAUGAACCUGAAAUAAUAGAUCAAUUUAAUAACAAUACUGUUGGUCAAAUUUCACAUAAUUAUGUUCGACUUGGUUAUCUAAAUAACCUGUACACAAGAUCAAUCGUUGGACCUGGUGCCAAUUAUCUACAUGGCGAAGGUGCAUUAUUAUAUUAUGGUUUGAUCGAUAUGUUCAGCCAAUCGCUAAAUGAAUCAGGACAUAUUUUAGUCAAUGGUUUAGAUCUAGUCAAAAGUGCUAUCAUUGAAUGUGUUAAUUAUAGGUCAUUUCGUGAAGAUCUAUUUCGAUUAUGUUUGGCAAGCAAUCAAAGUGAAGAUAAUCAACGUUUACAUUUGGUCGGUGAUGCAUCAUUGGAAUCAUUUUGUGCCUGGUUAUCGAAACAGAAAAUUGAUCGUGGAAAAUUUUAUCAAAUCGGUAGCGCAUAUAAUCAUUGCGAUUCAAUUGAACAAAAUCAUUUAAUACGUGCAACCAUUUUGUCCAGUGCGAAUGAAUCAUCAAAAGUUAUGAAUGAUUUAUAUAAAUUAUUUUGGAAUAUAUUCAAAACGAUUGGAAUCGAUCGUUGUACAAUUCGAACCGAUAUUCAUUCAUUGUAUCCAAAUGAAUAUGAUAAAUAUAUACUAUUAUCAUGGUUAAAAUCUCGACAGGAAUGGAUACCGAUUGGUGAAAUUAUCCAUCACCAUCAUUAUAUUACACAACGAUUAGGAAUGUCAAACUAUCAAGAUUGUCACUUGAUUACAUCAUCAAUCAAUUUAAUUCCAUUAUUAUAUUCGAUUGUUGAACAAUUUCAAAUAUUCGAAACAGGUAAACUUGAUAUACCUGAAUCGAUUAGAAAGUAUUUGAUUUGUGAAAAAAAUUAA